AUGGGAAUGGAAAACGCCCGCCUCAUCAACGCCUGUAUCCCUGUUGUGCAGUUCCAGAGCCCAACCAGCGGAAUUUGCGGUGACCUCACAAUCGGUAACCUUGGUGGUGUGGAAAACUCCAAGAUACUCGCCGAGAUCAACCGCGUGCUUCCUGACUUUUACGGUGUCUGCGUGUACCUCGUCAAGGUGUGGACGAAAAAGUGCGACGUGGUGGCGCCGGACAAGUCCAUGCUCAGCAGCUUCACCAUGACCACGAUGACGUCGACGGUGCUACAAGAACUGGACCUGCUGCCCAUCCUUCUGCCAACCAGCACAUACAGCGAGCUCACUUUGCCCAAUGCUCAAAGGACCCUCGACACCUUCCAGCAACCACACGUGUAUGAGGGAAUUGAGCAGGACGAUGAGCUCCCCGGUGAGGUUGUGUACUUCUGCUUUUUAUGCUUUGCGGAGUACUACUCCAAGUUCGACUUUAACAACAGCACCGUGAACCUCAUGUAUCCGCGCCGCCAUCGCUCUCUCUACGCCAAGAUUGUGAAGGAGCACAUUGAACCUCUCGGCGUGCGGAGGCAGAAGGGGUGGGAUACCUAUCUGCUCGGCGAUCACGGCGACAGCGCGGUCGUCCACCCCCCCCCUAGUCCCUUCCCCCAGAAGUCCUUAGAGGAGUCCAUGCGCCACGAGGUUGUCCAGCGGCAGGCAGGCAUGGCCUUUGCUGUGGAGGAUUUCGUUAACUACGUUAACUGA
Messenger RNA from Leishmania braziliensis MHOM/BR/75/M2904, 741 nucleotides. Lineage: Eukaryota; Euglenozoa; Kinetoplastea; Trypanosomatida; Trypanosomatidae. The record is from the annotation of a RefSeq genome assembly.